AUGAGCAGUCGCAAGAUCAAACUCCUGACAACAAUACAACGGCAACCAUUUGCUCUAAACAUAAGUAGGGCAUAUAGGACAACGGCAUCAAGUGCAAUAACGGUCCUUGCGGGACUAACACCCCUGCACAUAAAGGCCAGCAUAGAAGCUGCAUAUGAGCGCCUAAUUAGGCUAAAACAAGAUGCCAACUUUGCUGGCACCGCCUUCCAUGCAACACAGUAUGAAUUACCAGGGAGUGUGCAGUAUGUGCACCCGGCACACAAAAGUAAAGGCAUCCAUGUCGUGACAGCACAACACCCAACGCCUCUCAGAGAAACUCCACAUGUGAACUCACGAUUCUACACCGAUGGAUCAAAGCAUGACAAUGGAGUGGGAUGCGCCUUCGUUCACUUCAAAAAUGACCGAGUGGAAAGCAAAUGGAAAGGCCAUCUCGCUACCCACAACAACAGCAUUUUCCAGGCAGAAGCUGUGGCAAUAGCAGCUGCAAUUCAGUAUGCUCAGGAUAUCAAUCUAGCAGCAACCGAAAUUCACACAGACAGCAUGUCAGUGCUACAGGCAAUCAUGAAUCACCACCAUACCUCACCCACAAUUAUAGCAAUCCAACAGCUCCUGCGUAACAAUAUGCAAACACACACAUCAAACUAA
Messenger RNA from Stegodyphus dumicola, 645 nucleotides. RefSeq lists its product as uncharacterized. NCBI's taxonomy places the organism in Eukaryota, Metazoa, Arthropoda, Arachnida, Araneae, Eresidae. The record is from RefSeq and is a predicted model, not a curated record.